GCUUCGAACUCCACGGCUUAAUUUACAUACGAACACCUCCUAAUAUCACCCUUUUUUUGUUUUAUUGUCGAUAAGCCCCGCAACUCAGCGAGUGACUUACCCGCUAUACCUGAGAGAGCUUUCCCUAUUCUCUGUCAAUUUGUGCAGGGUUGCUGAUGCACCCGAAGCUGUCCCAGAGAGCCCCCCUGACGCGACCCGACUUGUACAAAUGAUUUGACUUGUUCAGUGUCGCUCGCUGUCUCGUCAUCCCGAACCACUCUGAUUCGCAAAUCUACAAAGCAACACGACGGUACUCGAUAACCGCCCAACAUGGCCACUAUACGCAGCCUCGACCAUACCAAGUCCGAGGCCGAGUUGGCCAUUAACAUCAAGAAGGCCACGAGCCCCGAGGAAUCGGCCCCGAAACGUAAGCAUGUUCGGAGCUGCAUCGUCUACACAUGGGACCACAAGUCCUCCCUCUCCUUCUGGGCUGGGCUCAAGGUCCAGCCCAUCCUAGCCGACGAGGUCCAGACCUUCAAAGCCCUGAUCACCGUUCACAAAGUCCUCCAGGAGGGACACCCUGUGACUCUGAGGGAGGCAAUGGCGAACAAGGGGUGGAUCGACAGCCUGAAUCGCGGAAUGGCCGGCGAGGGCAUGCGCGGCUACGGCCCCCUGAUCAAGGAAUACGUCUACUACCUACUCGCCAAGCUCUCGUUCCACAAACAGCACCCGGAAUUCAACGGCACUUUUGAGUAUGAGGAAUACAUCAGCCUCAAGGCCAUCAACGACCCGAACGAGGGCUACGAGACCAUCACCGACCUCAUGACCCUGCAGGACAAGAUUGACCAGUUCCAAAAGCUGAUCUUCUCCCACUUCCGCAAUGUCGGCAACAACGAGUGCAGAAUCUCUGCGCUCGUGCCUCUCGUCACCGAGAGCUACGGCAUAUACAAGUUCAUUACCAGCAUGCUGAGGGCGAUGCAUUCUACUACUGGGGACAACGACGCCCUCGAGCCACUCCGCGGGAGAUACGACGCUCAACACCACCGGCUCGCCAAGUUCUACUACGAAUGCUCCAAUCUCCGCUACCUCACCAGUCUCAUCACCAUCCCCAAGCUACCGCUAGACCCGCCCAAUCUGCUCGCAGAAGACGAGAAUGCGCCAGCCCUCCCCGCGCGGCCCAAGCAGGAGAUUGAGAAGCCACCAACGCCUCCGCCGGCGCCAAAGUCUGAGGAACCAGACGAGAUCAACGAGUUUUGGAAGAGCGAAAUCGAUCGUCAGAACCGAGAAUACGAGGAGCAGCAGCGGGUAUUGGAGGCCCAACAGCAAGCAUCGCUGCUUGCGCAACAACAAGCUCAACUCCAGGCACAACGCGAUUUCGAAGAGCAACAGCGGCGGCUGAUGGAGCAGCAACAGCAAGAGCAGGAUGCGCUUAGGGCCCAGCAAGCGCAAUGGCAAACCCAGGGUCGGCUGGCUGAGCUCGAGCAAGAGAACCUCAAUGCGCGGGCGCAGUACGAACGCGACCAACUGAUGCUGCAGCAGUACGACCAACGUGUCAAGGCCCUGGAAGGCGAGCUACACCAGCUGCAAAACAACUUUGGACAGCAGUUGGGAAGCAAGGAUGACCAGAUACGAGCGCUGCAAGAGCAGGUCAAUACCUGGAGGACCAAGUACGAAGCUCUGGCAAAGUUGUACUCCCAACUCCGCCACGAACACCUCGAUCUGCUCCAAAAGUUCAAGUCGGUGCAGCUCAAGGCUGCUUCGGCCCAGGAGGCGAUCGACCGACGAGAGAAGUUGGAGCGCGAGAUCAAGACGAAGAACCUCGAGCUGGCCGACAUGAUCCGAGAGCGGGAUCGGGCCCUCCACGAUAAGGAUAGAGUGUCGGGGUCCAACAAGGACGAGGUGGAGAAACUAAAGCGGGAGCUCCGGAUGGCCCUCGAUCGCGCAGACAACCUGGAGCGGAGCAAGGGCAACGAGCUCUCCACCAUGCUCUCCAAGUACAACCGCGAGAUGGCAGAUCUCGAGGAGGCGCUCCGCAACAAGUCGCGGGCGCUAGAGGACUCGCAAUCCAAGUUGAGAGACGGCAGCUCGGAUCUCGAGGCGCUUCUUCGUGAGAAGGAGGAAGAACUCGAGGUUUACAAAGCUGGCAUGGACCAGACCUUGCUUGAGCUCAACGAGCUAAGGAACAACCAAGGCACAUCGGAUCAGGUGCUCGAUGGCCAACUCGAUGCCUUAAUCCUCGGUCAACUAGGCAAGAUCAACGACAUAAUCGACUCGGUGCUCCAGGCGGGGGUACAGCGCGUCGACGACGCCAUGUACGAGCUUGACUCGACCAUGCAAGCGGGUAACCAGAAUGCCUCCCCAUCUUUCGUUCUAUCGCAAAUUGAGAAGGCGUCGGCUAGCGCCACCGAGUUUGCGACGUCGUUCAACGCCUUCGUAGCGGACGGGCCCAACAGCACCCAUGCGGAUUUGAUCAAGACCGUCAACGUGUUUUCUGGUGCCAUUGCAGAUGUCUGCAGCAACGCGAAGGGUCUGACACGUCUGGCCACCGAUGAAAAAAAGAGUGACGCCAUGAUGAGCGGUGCCCGCCAAUCCGCCCAUGCCACCGUCAAUUUCUUCCGCAGCUUGCUGAGCUUCCGACUGGAGGGAAUGGAUGCGAUGCAAAAGACGGACGUCGUCAUCAACAGCAAUCAUGAUGUCCAGGUGAACCUUCAGAAACUCAACAACCUGGUCGAGACCUUCGCGCCGGGCUUCGGCAAGCUCGCCAACAAGGGUGAUUUGGGCGAUGUUGUCGACCAAGAACUGAGCAGAGCGGCGGAUGCCAUCCAGGCAGCGGUCGACCGCCUGAACAAGCUCAAGAACAAGCCUCGUGACGGCUACUCGACCUACGAGCUUCGGGUGCACGACUCGAUCCUGGAUGCCGCCAUGGCGAUCACCACGGCCAUCGCGCAGCUCAUCAAGGCCGCCACUGUCACACAGCAAGAGAUUGUGCAAGCCGGGCGCGGUUCUUCGUCGCGCACGGCCUUCUACAAAAAGAACAACAGGUGGACAGAAGGGCUCAUCUCGGCUGCCAAGGCGGUCGCGGGAUCGACUAACACGUUGAUCGAGACAGCUGACGGUGUCCUCUCGAACCGCAACAGCCCGGAACAGCUCAUCGUGGCGUCCAACGAUGUGGCAGCGUCCACGGCGCAACUCGUGGCCGCCAGCCGCGUCAAGGCCGGCUUCAUGAGCAAGAGCCAAGAGAACCUCGAGCAAGCCAGCAAGGCUGUCGGGGCCGCUUGCCGCUCUCUCGUCCGACAGGUGCAGGCCAUGAUCAAGGAUCGCAAUGCUGGGGAGGAACAGGUGGACUACUCCAAGCUGGGCGCACACGAGUUCAAGGUGCGCGAGAUGGAGCAGCAGGUCGAGAUUCUUCAGCUGGAGAACUCGCUGUCCGCUGCCCGUCACCGCCUCGGCGAGAUGCGCAAAAUUUCGUACCAGGAGGAGUAAGGGUGUGUUGUGCGGGAAGCCUGUAUGGAUUGGGGCGCGCCGCGGGGCUGAGCAGCGGCAAUUGGGGUUUAUUCGGCAUCACUUCGACGUACUUAGUUUGAGCAACUCCUGGAGCCCUUACUUGGGCGUUACACAUCGUUCAUUUUCGUCUUGACGGGAUUCAGCGCUGGGGGUUGGGAUAGGGAUCCCCUGCUGUCGGGAGUGGGCAAACAUUUGCAACAUAUAUGCGAUGCUGUUACCCGGGUUACGCUGGGGACGACCUUGUCCGGCCAAACACACGAAAUUUCUCCGUUUG
Molecule: messenger RNA, 3757 nt
Organism: Chaetomium fimeti
Lineage: Eukaryota; Fungi; Ascomycota; Sordariomycetes; Sordariales; Chaetomiaceae
Product: ANTH domain-containing protein
Exons: 4
Coding region: 310-3462 (1050 amino acids)
Biological process (GO): clathrin coat assembly; endocytosis; actin filament organization
Cellular component (GO): clathrin-coated vesicle; actin cortical patch
Molecular function (GO): clathrin-cargo adaptor activity; actin filament binding; phosphatidylinositol-3,4-bisphosphate binding
Source: RefSeq, a predicted model, not a curated record